AUGAGAGAGAUUGAAAAAGAGGAAGACAAAGUGGAAGGAAAACGUCGGAAUCUGGAAAUCAAAUGCAACCGAGAAAAGUUAUUGCGACCGGACCCCAACCCGUCGAGAGCACUUGUUUGCACAAUUGUGCUUCAUGAGCUGGUGGGAUACCUGAAGUGUUGGCAUGAAGUUGUAGGGGUGGUGGUACGGUGGUGGGAAUAUGGGGUGCUUUCUUCGGGUGAGAUAGGGCGCUGUAUUAGAGAAUCGAUGGGGACUACAGCUUAUUGCCUGUUAGCCCUCGGUAUUUGGGUUGGAGCGUGGUCUUCUUAUCCUGUUUUCUUACUGGUGUUCUAA
Loa loa (African eye worm) is the source of this 333-nucleotide messenger RNA. RefSeq lists its product as hypothetical. Bases 1 to 333 code for a protein of 110 amino acids. The record is from RefSeq and is a predicted model, not a curated record. The transcript is spliced from 2 exons. NCBI's taxonomy places the organism in Eukaryota, Metazoa, Nematoda, Chromadorea, Rhabditida, Onchocercidae.